Messenger RNA from Patiria miniata (bat star), 1935 nucleotides. Its product is annotated as melatonin receptor type 1B-B-like. Gene Ontology annotation, biological process: G protein-coupled receptor signaling pathway. The record is from RefSeq and is a predicted model, not a curated record. Gene Ontology annotation, molecular function: G protein-coupled receptor activity. NCBI's taxonomy places the organism in Eukaryota, Metazoa, Echinodermata, Asteroidea, Valvatida, Asterinidae. Bases 282 to 1442 code for a protein of 386 amino acids. Gene Ontology annotation, cellular component: membrane. The transcript is spliced from 2 exons.
CCAAUGAACACGGGUUGUUCCGCAUUCCUGGUUGUUGCAGGAUCACAGCAUACGCUCUGUACACAGCGCUUGCCUCGUAUUAUGGUAUUCGUUAAAAAAAAUCAUCUCUCCACAACGCAUUAUUACUGUUGAAGACACAAGUGGAAGAAUUACUACACCUCCUUACCACAUUUUGGGUUUUUUGCUUGGUAAUUUCGAAAGCUUUAUCUGAAGCAGGAACUACAUCUUUGUCGUCUGGUUCCAAAAAUCGCUCUGUAUAACAUCCAAAAACAAGGAGCAAAAUGGGCGACGCAACGAUGGUAUUUUCCAACGAUACUUCAACUGCAGGUGUUGACGACUCUUCGUCGGCAGUUCCCUGGAUGGACAACUCAACCUUCACGGCAGCGAGUACCGAAGCAGGGCCGAUGAGUAAAUCCCUACAGACCUACCAAGAAAGGGUAGCAAUGGCCGUAUUGUGGCUCCUGAUCGCCCUGAUUGAUAUCAUCGGUAACACCAUGGUCAUCCUCGCCGUGGUGUUCAGCAAGAAGCUCCGCACGUCCACCAACGUCUUCGUGGUCAGUCUCAGCGUGGCCGAUCUGUUGACCGGCCUGGCGCUACCCAUGAGCGCCGUCGGCCUGCUAAGCCCAGGAGACACUUGGCCGUGGUCCACCGAGACACCGUGCUAUCUGGCCGGCAUGCUUCUGUACAUCAGCUCCUGCGCUAGUCUCUACAACCUGGCCUCCAUCGCUCUCAACAGGCUGAUCCUCAUCAAGCGCCCGAUGACCCUCUAUCGUAGUCUCUACACCAGGCGCAACUUGGCCAUCAACGUGGCAGUCUUGUGGUUCGUUGCCAUCGCCACAAUGGUCGUGCCACCUCUCUGUGGCGUCGGCGGCUUCGGCUACGACGAGCAACAUCACAGCUGCAGCGACAUGGACACCCAUCCCAAGGCCAAGACCUUCGAGAAGAUCCAAACCUUCCUCUCCUACCCCAUCCCACUGAUCAUCAUCGUCACCUCUUACACCCUCAUCUACUUACACGUCCGGCGCCACUUCAAGGCCCAGAGGUCCUUGCGUGGUGGCAUCAGCAUCAGCGACACAGGCCCGGUCUCUAGCUCAAGCAGCUUCCAGGUAUCCGACAACGCGGCUGUCUUGAAGACCUCCCAACAGGGUCGAGCCUACCGCCAGCAGCUCCAGAUCACCAAGAAUCUCUUCAUGGCCGUCUGUGCUUUCGUCGUCUGCGUCACUCCGUACGGUGUGGCGCUCUUCAUCCCCAACACCGACCGCUACCUGCUGUUCCUGGGCGUGGUCUUCACCUGCAACAGCUGCGUCAACCCGAUCAUCUACGCGUCCAAGCAUCCACAGUUCAAGAAGGUUUUGCGCCGGAUGCUGCAGUGCAGAUACUCGCAGAUUGAAGAGCCGUCUGACGCGUUGAAAGCCCUGAUGACCUGCUGUUACAAAGCGUAACUGCAUUAUGUAACAUAUCUGAAACAGGCACAAGUCGUUAUGUUAGAAUGCACUUUGCACGAAUUCCCCUUAAUGUACCUUGGAUUCAAACUAACUUUACCAGUCAACUCUUAAUGUAGCUAUAUCAACAUGAGGAUGUACUCAAUGUUUUAAUACAUAGGCCUAUAUACGAUGAUUAAAUCAGCUAUUAAAUCAGGCGUGUGGGCUAGAAUGGGGUACUUUGUACAUGUACCCCGUAAACUGACAGUGACAUGACUCAUUUAAGUAUACCGCCAUCUUGGAAGUAUAUCAUUUAAUUGUUUUCUGAUCACGUGUUAUAAAGCUUUGAGGUCAAAUAUCUGUCACGUGUCUCAUGCCACGCGUUUACAGAUGCUUGCUUCACUUCGUCGGUCACUUAGUGGUGCUGCAAAAUCUAUCCUAUGCGUCACUUCGUGAUGCACCCCAUGACUUAAUUAUAUGCCACGUGACAAACCUAACUAACCGAAGGAUGCGA